Molecule: messenger RNA, 1584 nt
Organism: Ogataea parapolymorpha DL-1
Lineage: Eukaryota; Fungi; Ascomycota; Pichiomycetes; Pichiales; Pichiaceae
Product: GATA type zinc finger protein asd-4
Exons: 1
Coding region: 1-1584 (527 amino acids)
Biological process (GO): positive regulation of transcription by RNA polymerase II; negative regulation of transcription by RNA polymerase II
Molecular function (GO): zinc ion binding; RNA polymerase II cis-regulatory region sequence-specific DNA binding; DNA-binding transcription factor activity, RNA polymerase II-specific
Source: RefSeq, a predicted model, not a curated record
AUGUCGCACAACAUAUCCUUGUUGAAGCCAAAAUUCACUCCAUCAUCACCAACUGCCGUCAAGCACAACUCACUGGAGUCCACUCACUACUCCUCCACAUCUCCGGGAACAGAGGGCUCGCCACCAUCAGGCUCCGACCCGCUACAUCCUAACGCUAAGACAACCACCACUACUCAAAGUAACGGUGCCACUACUACCAAACAAAAUAUGUCUACGCCCACGUGCAAAAACUGUAAGACUCAGACCACCCCAUUAUGGAGAAGAGACGAAACUGGUCAGGUGCUUUGCAAUGCUUGUGGUCUGUUCCUUAAACUUCACGGCCGUCCACGGCCUAUCUCUUUGAAAAGUGACGUGAUCAAGUCGAGGAACAGAGUCAAACACAACAAUUCAAAAUCGAAUCCGAACACUCCUGAACUCAAGGCUAAAGAUUCGUCUUCGAAUGGCAAGGUUACUAAGUUUUCUCCCAAACAAUACAAACCAAACACGAAAACACAAGGUGGCCAAUCCAAAGAGUCCUCUCCAAUUUUGAAUUCUACAACCAACGGAUCGAAUUCACAGGUUGAUAAUAAGUCCCCUGUGAUCUUACCACUUUUGCCUCGCAAUCAACAAGACUCAAAUGGACAGCAAUCUCCAGGUAACCAGUACUCAUACUCAUCCACAAACCCAUGGCUCAAUAAAAACCAGAACAAUGUACAGCCUUUACAUUAUCCUGCGUCUGCUCCAACGCAGUAUGCUGGCAAUCUGGCCAAGGUCACGUCGCCGUUACUGUUGUCGACUGGUUCCGGCAACGUGUCAACUCCUCAAUACAACCACCCGCAAUCCUCAGAGAGGUCGAGCAAUCAGAAUCUGGGUAGAGAGGCCAUGCUACAUGCCGCUGGGGCACUGGAAACGCUGAGUCAACAAAGCUCCAGCGACAAAAUUCCAGGCAUGAAACUCGACAGCGAAUUGUCCAAUAGGCCUUCGUCCCCUCCACAGAAAUUACCUUCUAUUUCCAGCAUCAGUAAGCCUUACUCUCCUGCUACGGAACUCAAUAACCAUGCCACUCCUCCAUUCGGACCCACAAAGCUGACGUCGUUGGACCAUGGACACCAGCCAACUCCGUUGCAGUCGAUUCUGUCACCUAGUUUUGGCCCUCAGUACUCACUCAACAACUCAUCCUCUCAAUUCGUUCCGAACGGGUCUGAGAAGUUGCCUCCACUGAAAAACUUCCCAGUGAACGGCGGCAUGCAGAGUUCCAACCAGAAGAUGUCACCACUGGUCAUGCCUGCAGAUUCUAAACCUGCCAGCAGAGGUUAUUCGCAACAGAUGGAGCAAAGAAGCCAUUCGAACAUGUCUUCAUCAGAGGAUCUCCGGACAAGAAUUUCAGAACUUGAACUCGUCAACGAUUUAUACAAAACACGGAUUUCAGAGUUGGAAGCUAUGGAUGCUGCUUCGAAACAGAGAGAAGCUCUGUUGAAGAGACGUAUUGAAGAGCUUACAGACCUAGUCAAACAAAGAGAUGCCUCCAAGAAACAUGCGGAGCAACGUUACCAUGCUCACCAGCAGGGAAAUGAAGCCAAGCGUUUGAAAGUGGAACCUAACUAA